CCAAAGCAAUAUUCGAGAUUAGAGGUACAUGUCAGGUUAAUUAUUCACAACCUUUCAUUCAGCCAAAAUCACUGAAAUCAACCAAUGUAUUAGCUGAUUUACGAUAUCCUCUGUCAUUAUUUAUACAGCUUCCAGUUCGGAUGAGCAAUACGAACGAGAUAAUGAUGACCCAACAGCUCAUGCCAUUGAAGUGGGUAACAUCAGUACUAUAUUUAUAAGUCACUCAUAAAAUUGCGUAUUGUUGUACUAAUUUUUUUGUUUUCUUGUUAAAUUUCUUUAUGGUGAAUAAAAUGAAGGAGUGUAUUGAGUACAUUAAGACGAUGCUGAGUACAAUGGACGGUGGACGAUUAAGCGUGUCUCCUUAUGACACAGCAUGGGUUGCCCUCAUUAAAGAUUUAGUCGAAAAAGAUGUUCCCCGAUUUCCAUCAAGUCUCGAUUGGAUUCAACAACAUCAACUGCCUGACGGCUCGUGGGGGGACGAACACUUCUUUUGUGCGUAUGAUCGGCUAAUAAACACACUAGCUUGUGUGGUAGCAUUGAGAUCAUGGAAUGUUCAUGCUGACAAGAGUGAAAAAGGGAUAAGGUACAUAAGGGAAAAUGUGUGUAAACUUGAAGACGCAAAUGCUGACCACAUGCCUUGUGGAUUUGAAGUUGUUUUUCCCGCACUUCUUCAGAAAGCAAGAAACCUAGGCAUUGAGGAUCUUCCAUAUGAUGCUCCGAUCGUACGAGAUGUUUAUAAUGCACGCGACCGGAAAAUAAAAAGAAUACCAAUGGAGGAACUGCACAACAAGGAAACAACUUUACUGUACAGCUUAGAAGGAUUGGAGAACUUAGAGUGGGAAAAGCUUCUUAAACUGCAAGCAACUGAUGGCUCGUUCCUCUCUUCACCAUCGUCAACCGCGUUUGCUUUCAUGCAGACCAAAGACGAGAAUUGCUUGAAAUUUAUCGAGAAUACUGUACAGAAAUUUGAUGGAGGAGCACCCCAUAGUUUUCCGAUGGACCUUCUCACAAGACUUUGGGCAGUCGACAGACUACAACGCCUAGGAAUUUCACGCUUCUUCGAUUCAGAGAUUUCUGAUAUCUUAAGUUACAUCUACAGACAUUGGAAUGCUGACAAGGGAAUUUUCAGCAGAAGUGAUCAGGAAAUUGUUGAUAUUGACGACACAGCCAUGGGUUUCAGGCUUCUAAGACUGCAUGGAUAUGACAUUGAUCCAAAGGUAUUUAUGAACUUCAAGAAUGAUGAUGAAAAAAAAUUCUUUUGCUGGGGUGGGGAAAUGAUCGAGUCCCCGACUCCAAUAUAUAAUCUCUACCGGGCGUCUCAAGUCCGUUUUCCAGGAGAAAAAAUUCUUGAACAAGCCGAAAACUUUGCCUACGAUUUUCUGCAAGACAGGGUAGCUAAAAAUCAACUUCUGGAUAAAUGGUUUAUAUCCAAACACUUACCUGAUGAGAUAAAGAUUGUAUUGGAGAUGCCAUGGUAUGCCAGCUUGCCCCGUGUCGUGACAAGAUACUAUCUACAUCAGUAUGGAGGUGGUGAUGAUGUGUGGAUUGGCAAGGUUUUGUACAGGAUGCAAGAAAUCAACAAUGAAGUGUACAUGGAGCUUGCACGACUGGAUUUCAACAGAUGUCAAGCACAACAUCAGAUUGACUGGCUUUAUAUGCAAGAGCGCGUGGCGUUGGAGUCCGACGACGGUGUUAGAGUAUGUGACCUGUUAGAGUAG
Erythranthe guttata (spotted monkey flower) is the source of this 1718-nucleotide messenger RNA. The record is from RefSeq and is a predicted model, not a curated record. Lineage: Eukaryota; Viridiplantae; Streptophyta; Magnoliopsida; Lamiales; Phrymaceae.